This is a messenger RNA of Yarrowia lipolytica CLIB122, 693 nucleotides long. RefSeq lists its product as uncharacterized. The record is from RefSeq and is a predicted model, not a curated record. Gene Ontology annotation, cellular component: Ino80 complex. Lineage: Eukaryota; Fungi; Ascomycota; Dipodascomycetes; Dipodascales. Gene Ontology annotation, biological process: chromatin remodeling.
AUGGGCAGGAACUGUACAGUCUUACAGUCUUCAACACAGAGUGCAAGUAUGUCAUCUUCCGAAUUGAGUGAGAUAGACGAGGGGUAUGACCAGGAGCUAAGCGACAGCGAUUUUGAUCGGCCGGUUCGAGCAAAAAAGCUCAGGGUUCUAGAAGACGAGGAGGAAGUGGAAGAUGAGGAAGACCAAGUCGAGGAUGAAGAUGAGCCUGAAGAGGCGGAAGAAGAGGCAGAAGAUGAACCCGAGAGCGAGCUAGAUUCAGAAGAACUUGAGUUUCUCGACUACAAUGACCAGGGAACGCCUGAUCCUGACAGAAUGACCAACCGACAAAAGUCUAUGUUAAGAGACGAGAAAGGGCCUAGCAAUGAGGAUUUCUUGCAACUACCAGCAAAUUCAAGACAGCAAAAGAUUCUCAGCCAAGAAGAGCAGGCACUUAAGAGAACAGAGCUAGCUAGGCGAAGAAAGAAUCUCAGUGAACGGAAGUUGGAGGAGGAGAAAAUGGAUACACUGAACAAGCUCCUAUACAAGCAACCAAAAAAGACUGCAUCAGGAGCCGACACCCCACAAGAAGAAGAUAAGGGAGUCAAGAAACGGAGAGAAUUCAUAAGCCAUCCUGCCAUGACCUCUUGGAAAUCUAACAAGGAUGGCCUCAGCCUGUCUUGGGGCGUGGAGGCUAAGGUGGAGUUGGAGGAUUAG